Molecule: messenger RNA, 1386 nt
Organism: Empidonax traillii (willow flycatcher)
Lineage: Eukaryota; Metazoa; Chordata; Aves; Passeriformes; Tyrannidae
Product: carbonic anhydrase 9-like
Exons: 12
Coding region: 49-1185 (378 amino acids)
Cellular component (GO): plasma membrane
Molecular function (GO): carbonate dehydratase activity; zinc ion binding
Source: RefSeq, a predicted model, not a curated record
GGCGGGCAGGCACGGAGCCGCCGUCCCGCACCCGCGCACUUGCCGGAGAUGAGCCGCGCGGCGCUGCGGGUCUCGCUCCUGCUCCCGCUCCUGCUCCUGCCCGCCCUGGGCCGCGCCAGCUCCGAGAGCGACAACGACCAGGAGCACGGUGGCGAGGAGUCCCCGCACUCCCCGGGGAAAGGCCACAGUCACUGGAGCUAUGAAGACCGGGAGCACUGGGGUUCAGAUUACCCAGACUGUGGGGGCACCAAGCAGUCACCCAUCAACGUUGACACAGCUCGGACCAUCUUCAGCCCUGACCUGCGGCCCAUCCAGCUCUCUGGAUACAGCCUGCCCGCCAACGAGAAGCUCAUGCUGAAGAACAAUGGGCACACAGUUGUCCUGGAGCUACCCGAGUCGCUGGCCAUCAGUGGUGGCUAUGCCCAGCAGUACCGAGCUGUGCAGCUGCACCUGCACUGGGGAUCCCCGUUGUCACUUGGCUCCGAGCACACCGUCGAUGGGCGACGCUUUGGUGCGGAGAUCCAUGUGGUCCACUACAACACCAAGUAUGGCAGCUUUAAUGAGGCAAUGGUUCACCCAGAUGGCCUAGCUGUACUCGGAGCCUUUCUGGAGGUUGGGCCAAGUGAGAACCCGUACUAUCAGGAGAUACUUGAGCAUCUGUACGAAAUCGAAGGAGUAGGGCAGCAAGUCUUGGUGCCCGGAUUCAACAUUGCAGGUUUGCUGCCUGACAACCUGAAACUCUACUUCCACUACAACGGCUCUCUGACCACCCCUCCCUGCUACCAGACGGUGAAGUGGACAAUCUUCAACCAGACCAUGAAGCUCUCUCGUGACCAGAUGUCAGUGCUGGUGAGGAGCCUGAGAACCGACGACAGCGAUCUCCUGCAGAACAAUUACCGGCCAGUGCAGGACCUGCACGGGCGACGGGUGCUGGCGAGUUUCCAGACCACCCUGCCUUCAGAGAAGCACACUCCUGGUAGUGACGGUUCAGCAGCAACAGCAGGACACUCCAGCUCAUUUCAUGCAGGGGACGUGCUGGCCGUGCUCUUCGGGGUGCUCUUUGCUGUCACAGCACUGGCCUUCCUGCUGUAUAUCUACAAGCACCGCAGCCAGAAUGCACGGCUGGACUCGCCAACCAAAUCCAAAGUCAUCUACACAGCAGCCAGCACUGAGAACACUGCAUAAAGUCCACUCCUCUGUGGUAGUCCCAGCCCCACCGGUUCAGCUGCCACCCCACCUCCCCUCACUCCCACCCCGGGCCAAGGAUGAGCCAGUGCUCCAGCAUCCCUUGGCUGCACAGGCUGCCCACACAGACUGUUUGCCUGGGGCAGCAUUUGACCCCAACAGAUAUUUUUGUUAUAAAAAAGGUAAAAACUAUUAAAAAAA